Molecule: messenger RNA, 1857 nt
Organism: Raphanus sativus (radish)
Lineage: Eukaryota; Viridiplantae; Streptophyta; Magnoliopsida; Brassicales; Brassicaceae
Exons: 2
Coding region: 185-1717 (510 amino acids)
Molecular function (GO): glycosyltransferase activity
Source: RefSeq, a predicted model, not a curated record
AGAGAGAGAGAGAGAGCAUGUGCAUAUGACUUAAAGAACACGACUUUAGUUUAAUCUAAUCAAAUCUAAACGAAGUCACAUAAGUCAAACUUCGUUCCCGAUUCAAUCUACUGACAAAUUAAUCACUUCUUCUUUUGUCCGAAACGAUACAACUCGAGUUUCCAGAUUCGAUCCAUCACUUUCCAUGGCUAGAGAAAACCCACUGAUGAGUUUCUCCUUCAGUCUCAGAUACCUCUGUCACUUCACUCUCCUCAUCUCUGUCCUCUCUUUCGUCUCUUUCCUCUUCAGACACAACACCACUCUCUGUUCUUUUCCUUACGAUCACAACCCCAACUCUGAUCACACAUUCGACCACCACCAACACGACAACGAAACCAUCGAUCUCCUUACCUUCUCUCCCGCUUGGAACCAUUUCACUUUCUCCCCGUCUAAACCGAAGAAGAUUCUCAAGAUCGCUGUGGUCGUUAAGAAAUGGCCGCAGAAAUCGCAAGCUGGUGGGCUCGAGAGGCACGCGCUUACGCUUCACCUCGCUCUAGCCAAUCGCGGCCACGAGGUUCAUGUUUUCACCACCAAGUCUCCUUCCUUCCCUGAGUAUGGCAUGAAAAAUCUCCGAUUCCAUCUCUCUGAGCCAACCUCCGGUGGUUAUCUCGAUCAAGCUUCCCUCUCGCAAGAGCUUCAGAUGCAGAACGCUAGUGGAAGACCAUUUGAUGUGGUUCACACAGAGAGCGUCGGGCUUCUCCACACAAGAGCCAAGAACCUCCCAAACGUGGUCGCCUCGUGGCAUGGUAUCGCUUACGAGACUUUUCAUUCCGACAUAAUCCAAGAACUCCUCCGUCAAGCAGACAUCGCCGCCGCUGUCGCUUCCGGAGGAGAAGAAGCAGAGCAGCCACCGCCUUCCUCUCCAGCUCUGACGGAGCGAGCGAAGCGUGUCGUCGACGAAGUCAAGUUCUUCCAACGUUACGCUCACCACGUGGCAACUAGCGAUCACUGCGGCGACGUGCUCAAGAGGAUCUACAUGAUUCCCGAGGAACGCGUCCACGUUAUCCUAAACGGCGUCGACGAGGGCGUUUUCAAACCUGACGUUUCGAAACGCGAGAGAUUCAGAGAGAGAUUCGGCGUUAGAAGCGUCGUCAAGAACAGAGAGCCUCCUCUGGUUCUUGGAAUCGCAGGGAGGUUGGUUAAAGAUAAAGGCCAUCCUUUGAUGUUCUCAGCUCUGAAACGUGUCUUUGAAGAAAACAAGAAAGCGCGAGAAAACGUCGUCGUUUUAGUGGCGGGAGAUGGUCCAUGGGGAAAUAGAUAUAAAGAACUGGGGUCUAAUAACGUGAUCGUUCUUGGACCGUUGGAUCAAGAAAAGCUAGCGGAGUUCUACAAUGCCAUCGAUGUGUUUGUGAACCCGACGCUACGAGCUCAAGGCCUUGAUCACACUCUUUUGGAAGCAAUGGUUUCAGGCAAACCAGUCUUAGCCACGAGGCUAGCGAGUAUCACUGGGUCUGUGGUUGUUGGUCCGCAUUUGGGAUACACUUUCUCGCCGAACGUUGAGUCUCUCGCGGAGGCGAUUUCACGAGUUGUUAGUGAUGGAACAGAGGAGCUGGAGAGGAAAGGCAAGGAGGCACGUAAACGAUCGUUGAGGCUUUUCACCGCGGCUAAAAUGGCUGAUGCGUAUGAACGGUUGUUUCUUUGCAUUUCGGAUAAGAGUUACUGUACAAUACAAGCUUGAUACAUCUGAGCUAUAGUUGUACUGAUAGAGUUAAAACUAAUCAUUUGGUUUUGCGGUUAAACGCAAAAGAUCUGAUGUUUUGUAAGAAGAAAUUUAUUUAACAUGCGUUGGUUCCUACAUAUAGUUGUCUGGUUUGGUCA